Caenorhabditis remanei is the source of this 471-nucleotide messenger RNA. RefSeq lists its product as uncharacterized. The record is from RefSeq and is a predicted model, not a curated record. The transcript has 2 exons. The coding region runs from base 1 to 471 and encodes 156 amino acids. Lineage: Eukaryota; Metazoa; Nematoda; Chromadorea; Rhabditida; Rhabditidae.
AUGAAAAUCCCGAUAACAAUUGCCGAACUGGUCUCCUCAUUCUCGGGUCUUAACAGGACACCUGACUUUAAACCAGUCACUAACUGUCCAGGAAAUAGUAGUGGUGGAAUCAAUUCCGGAAGGACUACACCAACUCAGAAAUAUCAUGGAGAUAGGAGGCAUUCGACAGUUAUUACAGUUGGAGCGGACAAACUGCCAACCUUGCCUUCUGAACCAACUUUGUUUCGAAAGGCUAGUCGUUCCAGUAAUGGAUCUGAAGUAAAGUAUCGAAAAAACAGAAGGCAAUCAGCCCCAUGCAUCUCCACAAUUGCUGGUUCUACAUGUCUGAAAGAGAAGUUGAAUCGAUUGAGAAGUGCAAAUAGUUCAGGAGAUGAGCAGGAUGAUAUACAAGAAGAAGAUCACGAACAUGAACAAGAAGAGUUUCAUGUGAAAAAUAAAAGAAAACAAUCUGUGUCUUAUCAAGUUGCUUAG